This is a messenger RNA of Sceloporus undulatus (fence lizard), 1080 nucleotides long. It is a transcript of the gene LSM7, whose product is annotated as LSM7 homolog, U6 small nuclear RNA and mRNA degradation associated. Gene Ontology annotation, cellular component: Lsm1-7-Pat1 complex; U2-type prespliceosome; spliceosomal tri-snRNP complex. NCBI's taxonomy places the organism in Eukaryota, Metazoa, Chordata, Lepidosauria, Squamata, Phrynosomatidae. Gene Ontology annotation, biological process: mRNA splicing, via spliceosome; nuclear-transcribed mRNA catabolic process. The transcript is spliced from 4 exons. Gene Ontology annotation, molecular function: RNA binding. The record is from RefSeq and is a predicted model, not a curated record. Bases 156 to 455 code for a protein of 99 amino acids.
CUAGAGAGGACAGGCUAAGCGCCGGAACAGGAAGUGCGGUGCCUGUGCUUCCGGGCUUCCCGGCCAGAGAGGAGGGAGAGGCGGGGCUUGUGGCCCAUUGGAGAAAAGGAGAGGCCCGGUUGGAGGCGAGCGGAAGUGACGUAGAAGGCGGCGGGAUGCCCGUGGAAAGCAAGAUGGCGGACAAAGAGAAGAAGAAGAAGGAGAGCAUCUUGGAUCUCUCCAAGUACAUCGACAAGACCAUCCGCGUCAAGUUCCAGGGCGGCCGCGAAGCCAGCGGCGUCCUGAAAGGCUUCGACCCGCUCCUCAACCUGGUGCUGGACGGGACCAUCGAGUACAUGCGAGGUGGGUUCCGACGGAGGGAGGGACGUCUUCAGACCCCGACGACCAGUACAAGCUCACGGAGGACACCCGCCAGCUGGGCCUGGUGGUCUGCCGUGGGACCUCCGUGGUCCUGAUCUGCCCCCAGGACGGGAUGGAAGCCAUUCCCAACCCCUUCGUCCAGCAGCAGGACGGCUAGCCAUAGGAAGCCAAAGGGGGCUGGAGAGGCAGGCGUUCCUUCGGAAGGAGCCCCAGGGUCAGGCAGCUGGAAUUUUUUUAUAAGUUACCGUUAUUAUUUUUCUACACCUUCUUUGAAUAGGGAAGGAGUCUCUGGUUUUGAGAGGCUUAGUAUGUUCUUGUUUGGACAUGAGCAUCGCAAGGAGGCAGCCUUUGACUGACCGAACCAAGCCUUGAGCCAGAGAAAAGGUUCAGGGAAUAGUCCAGAGAAGGAGAUCUUUGGGAAACACUGCUCCCUUUUCCUACAGAUAAAGGACACACGGAUCUUCGCCAAUGUUUUCCUGGUGCUUUUUUCUUUCUUUUUCCCUCUUCCAGCAGUGUCUGGAUUCCCUUUUACCCUGAAGGACAGGCUGGGCAUGGGGUCCUGGUGUCUUGCCCUCUGCUUCUGUAUGCUUCAAAGAUUACCGAGGCACAGGAUUGGGGCUUGUGCAGAAUCUCAGUUCCAGGAUAAUACAUUUGUUGUCUUAAGAUUUCUGUGGGAAGAAUUUCUGAGUCCAUUAUCUAAUAAAAAUCUUUCCGAAAUGA